This is a messenger RNA of Ilex paraguariensis (yerba mate), 1079 nucleotides long. The record is from the annotation of a GenBank genome assembly. Lineage: Eukaryota; Viridiplantae; Streptophyta; Magnoliopsida; Aquifoliales; Aquifoliaceae.
CACACACACACACACACACUUACACUUAGAUGGAGCUCAAAAAUCCCAUCCAUGAGCAUCCACUGAUCCUCAAGGAAGUGCAUAAUGAAGAAGGUAAGAAAGUUAUCUGCUACGGAUGUAGGGAACCAAUCUUAGACACUACAUACAGUUGCAAGGAGUGUGAAAAUUAUUUCCUGCAUAGAAGAUGUGCAGAACUACCCGCGGAGAAUAAAGACCCUAGACACCCCGGACACAGUCUCAACUUAUUGAAACGUUCGACUAGUAAGAACCAUUCAACUUACAUGUGUGAUGUUUGUAGAGGAACACAGGCUCAAUUCACUUACUAUUGUUCCCAUUGUCAUUUCAACAUCUGCGUGUUAUGUUUCUUGGAGGAGCCCAUGAUUACACUUCCGUGUCACGGGCACCAAUUAACUCUUCUACGCAGGUCAGCCAAUUUCAAUUGCAAUGCUUGCAAACUAAGCGGUAAAGGCUCAUCGUAUCUAUGUUACACCUGUCAAUUUUGGAUUCAUAAGAGUUGCGCUUUGUCACCUACCACAAUUGAGCCUGAUUAUCACCAUCAUCACCGUCUCAACCUGAACUACAAGUAUUUAUCAUCGAAGUUCAGCGACUAUAAGGACCGUUGCAAUAGCUGUCGUAAGGAAAUUAUCGAUGGUUCUUGGGCUUAUCGUUGCGAAGCCCAAUGCAAGUAUUUUGUCCAUUUCGAGUGCGCAAUUUCAACAUUGAGAGGUGGUGGACGUAAGAAUGAAGCAGAAAUGAAGGUAAAUGGUAAGGAUGAUCUAGACAUUAAUUUGAUACGCUUACCGCUGGCCGGUGAUUCCUUAGAUCUAGUUAGAUAUUUUGUUGAGCAUAGUAAUCAAGAAGAGACUAAGGGUGAAACAACGAUCGAUCAUUGGACUCAUGACCAUCAACUAAUCCUUGUCGAUAAGCACCAUAACAAUGAGAUGAAGGAUGUGGUAGUGCUUUUAAGGAUUGUCCCUCAUUCGAAUGCCAAGUUUGUUACUACGCUGUUUGCCAAAGAUGUCUUGAUAAGUUACAUGUUAAGAAUUCCAAAGGGUGGGGAAAAUGAUGGAAGAAUAUGA